Messenger RNA from Nestor notabilis (Kea), 1194 nucleotides. RefSeq names its product glutathione S-transferase C-terminal domain-containing protein-like. The record is from RefSeq and is a predicted model, not a curated record. The annotation marks the transcript as partial. The transcript has 7 exons. NCBI's taxonomy places the organism in Eukaryota, Metazoa, Chordata, Aves, Psittaciformes, Psittacidae.
GAAAGAUGUCCAAAGACCGGGCUCUAAGGAAGCAGCAGCAAUUGAAUAAUUUGGCAUCAGCAGUGGCAAAGCUUGCUAAGCCUGGAGAUGUGAUUGUGGAUUUUUGCAGUGGAGGGGGCCAUGUUGGAAUUGUUCUUGCUCACAUGAUGCCAUCGUGUCAGGUCGUGCUCAUAGAAAAUAAGGAGCUGUCUCUGAUCCGUGCUAAGGACAGAAGUGAUGAAUUAGGUUUAAACAAUGUUUGGUUCAUUCAAGCAAAUUUGGACUAUUUUAAUGGGACUUUUAAUAUUGGGGUGGCUCUGCAUGCGUGUGGCGUGGCAACUGACAUGGUGAUCGAGCACUGCAUCAAGGCACAGGCAGCCUUUGUCAUCUCCCCUUGUUGUUAUGGCUUCAUUCAAAACACAGUGAAGUUUCAAUACCCACGAAGUCAUCAGUUCAAAGAAAUUUUGUCCUAUAAGGAGCACAUGACCCUUUGCAGAUUUGCAGAUCAGACAGCUGUUCAGCUUCCACCUGAACGCAGGCUAAUUGGAAAGCAGUGUAUGGGGCUUGUGGAUUUGGAUCGGGCGUGGGCUGCGGAAGAACAGAACUACUCUGUCCAAGUUAUAUCUAUGGAGCCAGAGAGUUGUUCUCCAAAGAACAAUAUGCUUGUGGGCAUCCCUACUUAGACCGUGAAACUUGCAUUUGAUUUGAACUUGAACAUAAAUCUUCAGUGCGUAAUGACAUCCAGCAGAUACAAGCAUAGCUGGGAACCAGACACUGGGCCCAUUGUGUUCGAGAAAGGAAGCAGCACAGAAAGUCUUAAGAAGUGAAGUGCAUGCAGAGCAUCACAAAUCGUACUUGUAAUGUGUCAUUAAGCAACUUUUGGUUCUCUUCCUGAGAAGCUUCUCAAUCUAAUGACUGUGUGUGGAAUCAUAUCCAUCUGCAAAGGUUUAAAAAGCAGUUGGUCUUGUUGAAGAGAAGGUGAUUUCCUUUUUAGUAAAGCUGUCUUGGCUGCUUCAAAAUUGCAUUUGUGGUCAAAACUGCAUUUGCGUUUAUAAGCAGAGCACUCACCAGCCAAUAGUGCAGAUCAUUAGAGGAGCAAAAAAUAUCAAAUUUAUGGUGUCAGUGAAGAAGGCUGUGCAACAGGUGGUGGCUUGACUUUGCUAAAGAAUUCCAUACUUCUGUAAGAAAACUUUUUAAUAAAAGUUCACCAGAAUA